This is a messenger RNA of Theobroma umbraticum, 1019 nucleotides long. RefSeq names its product Avr9/Cf-9 rapidly elicited protein. The record is from RefSeq and is a predicted model, not a curated record. Lineage: Eukaryota; Viridiplantae; Streptophyta; Magnoliopsida; Malvales; Malvaceae.
CUCUCUCCCUCUAACCCAAACAAAUAAUUUCCUCUUCUCUCUUCCUCUCCCUUCACUCUCUCUCAAUCUCUCUCAACCCACAAUUGAAAAGGCAAAAAUACUAGUAAAAGAAAAGGCCAAAAUGGAACAAAAUCUUCCAGUGAUAGCCAAAAGAGUAUGGAGCAUAGUAAGGGCAGUUCUCUUCAUGAUGAGAAAAGGCAUAUCAAAGAGAAAGCUCAUGGUUGAUCUCAACAUGAUGCUCAAACGUGGCAAAAUCGCUAGCGCCAAAGCCUUCGGCAACCUCAUGUUCCACCACCACCACAACCACAGCAACCACCACAAAGACCGCCACAUCUCAUCCUUCAUGGCGGCAGCCCAGGAGUACGAGUUCAGCUGCAGCAACACCCCCAACUACAUCUUCCCUUUCAACCUCGCCACCAAGAAGAAAAGCGGCAUUAACAACUACUAUCACCAUUUCUUCGCCUGCACCCACGCGCCUCCCACUCACGACGACGACGUCGCGACGGUGAACGCUGUUAAGGUUGUGUUGGAGAUGUUCAACAACAAUGACAGCAACAUGGUGGUGGAGGCCUCCCCUAUGUUACCAGGGUUCGGGCAAACUCCAUUGGCCAGGCAACUUAGGAUAACGGACUCUCCUUUUCCUUUGAGAGAUGUCGACGAAGACAAUGGCUACGUAGACAAGGCUGCCGAGGAUUUCAUAAACAGGUUUUACAAGGAUUUGAAGCAGCAAAAUAAGAGAAUGGCUGAGUUAUAAGUGAACUUUUGUUGGUGCAUGUCCAUGUUUUAAGUUUAUGGUUAAUUACUUUGGGGUUUUAAUUUUGUUGUUGAUAUAACAAAUAAAAGAAAACUAUAAGAAAAAAAGAAAUGCAAUUUUCAGUUUAUUUUCCCUUUUUUUUUUGUUUUGAUCUUAUGUUAAAAACAGUGUAUGUUUAUCAUGAAAAAUCAAUGUAAUAUCACUGAGGGGGACUGUACACUACAGGGAAUUUGAAGCUUAAUUAAUUAAUUAGCCCUUUCAAGUA